Lepus europaeus (European hare) is the source of this 2200-nucleotide messenger RNA. It is a transcript of the gene ARMC6, whose product is annotated as armadillo repeat containing 6. Gene Ontology annotation, biological process: hematopoietic progenitor cell differentiation. NCBI's taxonomy places the organism in Eukaryota, Metazoa, Chordata, Mammalia, Lagomorpha, Leporidae. The record is from RefSeq and is a predicted model, not a curated record. Bases 129 to 1535 code for a protein of 468 amino acids. Gene Ontology annotation, molecular function: protein binding. The transcript has 8 exons.
CUCUUGCGCAGGCGCGCUGCCCGCUUCUUCGGGGCGGACGCUCCCCAGGCGAAAGAUUUCGCUUACCCGGGGCCGACGACCACGCUCUCGAGUGGCCGGCGGCAGCGCCAGCAUCCUCGCCGGCGACCAUGGCCUCCAGGUGCAUCAGCCAGGAGACCUUCGACGCCGCCGUGCGCGAGAACAUCGAGGAGUUUGCCAUGGGGCCCGAGGAGGCGCUGAAGGAGGCCGUGGAGCAGUUUGAAUCCCAAGGGGUGGACCUGAGCAACAUCGUGAAGGUGGCACCGAAGCUGUCUGCAGACGGACUCCAGGAGCCCACCCACGAAGUCCUGAGGGCCCUGGACGACCUGCGGGAGUCUCUGAGCUGCUCCCGCCCACUGGAGGUGGCCGCCCACCUCAGCCAGUUUUGCGAUCAGUGCAAGCAACACAAGGGCAGCCGCUUCCUGGCAGCCCAGAAGGGCGCCUACCCCACCGUCCUUGCCGCCUGCAAGCUGGCUGCGGCCGGCGACGCAAACCUCCUGCUCCCGGCCCUCAACGCCCUCUCGGCCCUGACGGAUGGCCAGCCUGACCUCCUGGACACCCAGGGCCUGCAGCUGCUGGUGGCCACGCUGGCCCAGAAUGCCGACGCGGCCGACCCCACCUGCUCGGGGAUCCGCUGCGUGCGCCACGCCUGCCUGAAGCAUGAGCAGAACCGGCAGGGCCUGGUGAAGGCCGGCGUGCUGCCCCUGCUCACCGGGGCCAUCGCCCGGCACGGCGGCCACGCCGGCGUGGUCAGGGAGGCCUGCUGGGCCCUGCGUGCCGUGACCUUGGACGACGACAUCCGUGUGCCCUUCGGCCGCGCCCACGACCACGCCAGGAUGAUCGUGCAGGAGCACGGAGGCUUGAAGGUGCUCAUCGAGGCCGCCAAAGCGUUCCCCGACGACCCCGGCGUCCUGAGCGAGCUCUGCAGCACCCUGUCGCGCCUGGCCGUGCGCAACGAAUUCUGCCAGGAGAUUGUGGACCUCGGGGGCCUCGCCAUGCUGGUGACGCUGCUGGCCGACGGCAGCGACCACCAGGAUCUGGUGAAGCACGCGCUGAGCGCCCUGCGGGCCAUCGCGGGCAAUGACGACGUAAAGGACGCCAUCGUGCGCGCCGGCGGCACCGCGUCCAUCGUGGCUGCCAUGACCCGGCACCUGGCCAGCCCCCAGGUGUGUGAGCAGAGCUGCGCGGCCCUGUGUGUGCUGGCCCUGCGCAAGCCGGAGAACAGCCGGGUCAUCGUGGAGGGCGGCGGGGCCCUGGCGGCGCUGCGGGCCAUGAAGGCGCACCCACAGGAGGCCGGCGUACAGAAACAAGCCUGCAUGCUGAUCCGCAACCUGGUGGCCCGCAGCCAGGCCUUCUCCAAGCCCAUCCUGGAGCUGGGGGCCGAGACGCUCAUCGCCCAGGCCCGGGCGGCCCACCGGGACUGCGAGGACGUGGCCAAGGCCGCCCUGCGGGACCUGGGCUGCCACGUGCAGCUGCGGGAGCUGUGGACCGGCCAGAAGGGCAACCUGGCGCCGUGACCGGGGCGGGUCCUGCUGCUCCCCCAAGUCCACCCCCUGCCCCACCCCUGCAGCGAGAUGUUUCUGGAAGGAAUCUGGCUCUGUGGGGGCGUCUCCGGCUGGCAGCAGCCCCUGGGCCGGCAUCCCCCCGCACCCCCCCCCCCGCCCUUCUCAUCUCCUGCGGACAGGGGGCCGCCCCGCUGCCCCCUGCCCAGUCUCAGAGCCGGGCUGGCAUUCUGGCACCUGUUCCCACGACUCCAGGCCGCUGCUCCCCACUGUCCUCAUCUGUAAGAUGGGUCUCAGACGCCUCGCUCUGCUGGCCAGGAGGCAGGGAGCAGGCUCAUCUGUGUCUGGGGUCUGGGCAUGGGAAGGGGCGGAUGCCGUGGCGUAGGGGGCUAAGCCUCCGCCUGCAGAGCGGCAUCGCAUAGGGCGCUGGUUCUAGUCCCGGCUGCUCCUCUUCCGAUCCAGCUCUCUGCUAUGGCCUGGGAAAGCAGUAGAAGAUGGCCCAAGUCCUUGGGCCCCUGCACCUGCGUGGGAGACCCAGAGGAAGCUCCUGGCUCCUGGCUUCUGAUCAGCCCAGCUCUGGCCAUUGAGGCCAUUUGGGGAUUGAAUCAGUGGAUGGAAGACCUCCCUCUCUCUGUAACUCUGCCUCAAAUAAAUAAAUAAAUCUUAAAGGAAAAAAAAAA